Messenger RNA from Fusarium falciforme, 2001 nucleotides. RefSeq lists its product as hypothetical. Gene Ontology annotation, molecular function: high-affinity potassium ion transmembrane transporter activity. The transcript has a single exon. Gene Ontology annotation, biological process: potassium ion import across plasma membrane; intracellular potassium ion homeostasis. The record is from RefSeq and is a predicted model, not a curated record. The coding region runs from base 1 to 2001 and encodes 666 amino acids. Gene Ontology annotation, cellular component: plasma membrane. Lineage: Eukaryota; Fungi; Ascomycota; Sordariomycetes; Hypocreales; Nectriaceae.
AUGGACCUUGAACGGAGCGGCCCUAGAGUCCGGAAUAUCGAAGACAACGAUCAAGUGGCCAGGCUGCAAGGCCACGAUAUUGACGCUUCAACACCCCUGUGGCAGCAUGACAAGGCCUGGAUCCGCCGUCCAGCCCAGCUCGUACGCGCAGCUUGGCAGUCGCAGUUUCUGUCGAAGCUCAGCUUCAUCACGAGCCACUACGUCUACUUCAUCAUCGUCUGCUUGAUAGCUUCACUCAUCUUCUGGGGCUCGUCAUCCGGCAUCAGCUACGUCGACAGCCUGUUCCUAGUCGUCUCCGCCAUGACAGCUACUGGUCUUACCACGGUUAACCUGAGCCAGGCGACAACGGGGCAGCAGGUUCUCCUCUUUUUACUCAUCAUAUUCGGUAGCCGGAUCUGGAUCUCGAUCUGCAUCGUGUACUCUCGCAAGCGGAGAUUCAACAAACGCUUCGAUGAAAUAGUCCGCGAGGCACGCAUGAGGAGAAGGGAUCGUUCACCGCCCCGAUUUGCGCCUUCUCCAUCGCCUCCUCCCGCAGCAGAGACUGCGGGAGACUCUCGAGCCGGGGAAAAAGACGACGACGAGGUUCCCUAUCUCUCUUGGACUCCCACUAUUGGUCGAAAUAGCCAAUUCUAUAAACUCACUAGCGAGCAACGCGACGAGCUAGGCGGCAUCGAGUUUCGCGCCCUGAAGUUGCUUCUCAAGAUCUUGUUGCUGUACUUCUUCUUUUGGCAGUUUCUAGGUUGCAUUUCCCUCGGCUCAUGGAUCAACAACAACAAACCAGCCCUGGACGACAGCCCCAACCUCUGGUGGCUGGGCAUCUUCAACGGCGUAUCGGCCUUCAAUAACUCGGGCAUGUCUCUGCUGGACGCUAGCAUGGUCCCCUUCCAGCGCUCAUACUUUGUCCUUAUCACCAUGGGUCUGAUGAUCCUUGCUGGGCGCACGGCAUUCCCCAUCUUCUUGAGACUCGUCCUCUGGUGCCUUGUCAAGAUCAUGCGCCUGAUGGGAAGAGAGUAUUCUAGCUCAGGGGAAGCCUUGCACUUCAUCUUAGACCAUCCCCGGCGCGUCUAUGUUUAUCUCUGGCCUAGAGGUGUGACCUGGUAUCUCUUGUCCGUACUCAUCUUUCUCAACGCGGUCAACUGGGUCGGCUUCAUCCUCUUCAGCCUCAACAACCCCGAAAUCGAGAGCAUCCCGACGGGGCCGCGUGUUCUUGCUGGUCUAUUCCAAGCCCUGUGUAAGUCUACGAAGCCUGACAACGCUUACUGCUCAAUCACUAGACUAACUACUGUCUGCUGGAUGACAGCCAUUCGCUUUGGAGGCUUCCACAUCACCAACAUUGCCAACCUCCACAUUGGCUUACAAGUCUUGUACGCAAUCGCAAUGCUCAUCCUUACCUACCCGAUCAGACUUAGCGUAAGACGAACGAACGUAUAUGAAGAGCGGUCACUCGGCAUCUUCACUUCCCAAAAUGAUCAUGAUCCCACCCAGAAUGAGGGUCAAAACACCCUCAUCGACGAGCUCAGACACUUCCGACGACGGAAUCGGGGAUCUGUGCGCCAUGACGCCUGGGCCCUGAUGCUCGCCGUUCUUGUCAUCACAACCAUCGAGUCGGGCCAAUUUCGCCGGGAUCCCGUCCACUACUCCGUCUUCAACAUCUUGUUUGAGGUUGUAUCGGCGUACGGCUGUGUUGGCAUUAGCGUAGGACUACCGGACGCGAAUUAUUCCUUCAGUGGUGGGUGGCAUGCCGCCAGCAAGGUAAUCCUUUGUGCCGUCAUGCUACGAGGGAGACAUCGCGGCCUUCCCGAAGCAAUUGAUCGGGCUAUUUUGCUGCCGAGUGAAGGGCGGUUCGGCGGGGAAGAAGAAGCAGAAGAAGAAGAAGACAUCCCCCGGAGACGUCGUAUGGAUGGCGAGGAUGGGAUUUUCGCGGCAGACCCUGAUGAAGCACAACCUGAGAAUUUGCUUAUUACUAGGUUUUUACACCCAGGUCCUGGAGAAAGGGUGUAA